Molecule: messenger RNA, 1452 nt
Organism: Sugiyamaella lignohabitans
Lineage: Eukaryota; Fungi; Ascomycota; Dipodascomycetes; Dipodascales; Trichomonascaceae
Gene: RRD1
Product: peptidylprolyl isomerase RRD1
Exons: 1
Coding region: 1-1452 (483 amino acids)
Biological process (GO): mitotic spindle organization
Cellular component (GO): nucleus; cytoplasm; protein phosphatase type 2A complex
Molecular function (GO): peptidyl-prolyl cis-trans isomerase activity; protein tyrosine phosphatase activator activity
Source: RefSeq, a predicted model, not a curated record
AUGACUGAGAAUAUAUAUAAUGGUUCCAUUGUAAGUGGUACAAUUGGCACACCUGGAUCAGGUGGUUCUGGAAGUUCUGAAGCUUCUGUAAGUUCGACACUUCCUAGCGGCACUGGCAAAAGUCAACCUCUGCUGGCCCCCGAAGAUCCAUUUGGAACAGGAGAGACAUACUCGGUUGAAUUUCCUAUCCAUCCUUCAUCAUAUUCAACUCCUGGCAAGAAAAUUCAUGACCAAAGUGAUCUGAUAUAUUUCCAGCAGUCAAUUGCAUACAACCGAAUUCAGAAUUUAAUCACCAGCAUAUCCCAAGCCGUGAUUCAAAAGUUUCCUGCUGAUAUCAACAGCAGUUCAAUCCACCCUGUUUUCAAGUCUAUAAUUGAAAUCCUCCAAACUCUUUCAAAGUGGUGUGAUGAGAUUGAGCCAGUGAUAGGGCCUCGUAGAUUUGGAAAUAUUGCUUUUCGACAAUGGCAUACGGUUCUCGAGAAUCGGUCGGGACAGUUGCUGACUGAAAAGCUGGCCGAACCACUUGCAUUUUCUACAAUUGGUGAUGAAAUGUCUGAUAAAGUUUCAGCUGAAAACUCACCCCUGACUGAGCUGAUUCCAUAUUUUCAAGGUUCUUUUGGUUCUAAGCAAAGGCUAGACUUUGGAACUGGUCAUGAACUCAGUUUCCUUGCAUUUAUUGGAGGCUUGAUUCUUCUCGGGGUAAUUGAUCAGCCGUCAGGAGAAGAUAUUUUGCUUGUGUUUGAAACUUACUUUGAGGUCAUUAGAAAACUAGUGUUGCGUUAUACACUUGAACCUGCUGGAAGUCAUGGAGUAUGGGGUUUGGACGACCAUUUCCAUCUUCCUUAUAUUCUUGGAUCAGCUCAGUUGGUAGAUCCACAGUCCAAUGGUAUCCCCAAGCCAAGCAGUAUUAUAUCCAAAGAUGUCCCUACACCGCGGUCAGUUCUAGAUAAAGCAUCAGUAUCCAAAUAUGCCAGGACAAAUCUUUAUUUCAAGGCCAUAGAUUUUGUGUACCAAGUGAAAAGAGGACCAUUUUAUGAGCAUUCGCCUAUAUUGUACGACAUUACUGGGGUUCCUACAUGGAACAAGAUUUAUCGUGGAAUGAUAAAAAUGUACAAUGCAGAAGUUCUGGGGAAGUUCCCAGUGGUGCAACAUUUUAUAUUCGGCUCGGCGCUUUAUCCGUGGAAACACAUUAAUGGAAACGGCUUAAAAAGCCAUUCUGGCGAGGAAGAAAAGGCUGCUCCUAGGAAAGACGCAUCGGCAGUUCCAAGUAUGGUGUCGUCUGUAAUGCCACUGUCUGCCACAGUGUCUGGAGUAAGACCAAGAGCUAGCAAUGCUCCAAGGACAUCCAUAAAUCCCAUAACAGGCUCUUCUAUAGGUGAACCAUCGACUGGUAGUCCGACAGGAGGAGGUAACAUACCGGGACCCACGAAAGCAUCCUGGGCCAAAAAGUAA